AUGAGAGAAUAAUAGUAUCAGUAAAAUUAGUUAUUAAUCCCAGAGACAUUUUAGUACAACAUAGAUGAUAAUGUAUCACACUAUGGUCCAGUCUAAACUCUGCACACCAUAUCAGAAAAUACUCUUGAGCACUCUUAAACAGUCUCAAUUUAUGGUUAGAAUUAGCUAAGUUCUAGGUUAUCAUAAUUAUAAAAAUCUCCAGGUGUUUCUUCUAACCAACUUCAAACAGGAAAAAACUCUAAACGAAAAAGCGGUAAGAAAUCCAGCAGUUCUCUAAGAAAGAGAAUUUCAUCAAGAAAUAAGCAAGACGAAUCAAGAGAAGAAACUCUUAGUCUCAUCACAAGUGCUGAUGAGGAAGAUGAAGAGAUUGAAUUGAGAGUGCAGAGGAAGGAACUUAGAGAAUAGGAUUUCAGGGACUACUUGGAACUAUACAAACCACCUACAACUAGGAAGCAUAAUCCCUACUUCAAGACAUUUUGUGUCAUUCAACCAAGAUAACCCUCACAGAACUUCGAUUUAGAUCAAAGUGAUUGUAUCAGAGUAAGCAGACAUGAUAAAACAGUAUAUUUCUCAGGGUAGCAAAGAAAUGGUGCUCCAGGGGAAAAUUAUCAGUUUUAGUUUGACUAAAUUCUUGAUCACUAAAUUACCAAUGAGAGUGAGUAUCAUCACUCGGUUAAGAAUCUUAUUAGACCUGCAAUUUCAAGUAUGUAAGCAUUUGAAUAAAUCUAAUUAUACAAAGAAUUUGUCAGUGGAGUCAGCUAGACAGUUUGUGUCUGUGGACCUCAAUUUGGAGGAAAAACUACGUUUCUAUUUGGACAUCCAGAGCCAAACUAGAUACAGCAAAAUACAUUCAACUACAUAUUGAUUGAGUACUUGUUUGCAGAGCUUAAAUAAUAAUCAGAAAGUUACGACUAUGCAGUAAAAUUAGGAAUAGUUGAAGUUGACUAGAAAAUCUAGGAACUUAAUGAUCUCAUUGAGUUUCCUAAUUCACCCAAUCUUGAAGUAAUUCUGAAAACUGGAAUAAUUCAAAAUAUCACUGAAUAGUAUGUGUCCACAAUGGAGGAUAUCGAAUAAGUGUAUGCUAAAGCGUUUUAAAACCGAAAGAGUAAAGACUAGUAGACUGUAAUGAUUGCUUAGUUUACUUUGGUUCAAAUGAUCAAUCACUAAGAGAAAGAAGGCUUUCACACUUAAAGAAAAUCUUAUCUUAGAAUAUUUGAAGGUACUUAGCUAAACAAUACAAUUUAUGAUUAAUUUGCUUAUCAUAUUCUCUCUAAGCCAUUGAAUGGGUACUACGUAUCUUUAAGAGACUCUAUAUUAACUAGGACCUUAAUGGAUGCAUUUGGUGGUAAUUAGCAAAUGAGUAUGAUUCUUUGUCUGAAUCCCUCGGUCAAAUAUUAACAUGAUACACUGCAGAGUUUAAAGCUAACUAUAAUUGCCUAGGAUGAGUACUUUAAUAAGGUUAGAAUUGUCAAACAAGUGAAUUACUAAGAUCACAUUAAUAUUGAUUUCUAAGAUUCGAGUCAUACCAAAGAAAUCAAUUACAAUAGCGAGCUUGAGGAGCAGCUUGAAAUGGAACGAAAAGAUAGAAAGCGGAAUGAGCUUAGAUUUAAAAAGCUUAUGGAAAAAUAUUAAGAGUAGGCUUCGGAGCUAAAAGAUCUUAAAAAGCAGAUUUUAGAUUUGAAUGGCAAAAACGAAGAGCUCACCUUCGCUAAUUUUAGGUUUAAUGAAAAGAUUCUGGAUACAAUGGACAAACUUCACAUGGCGGAGGAAGAAGUCAAGUAAAUGAAUAUUUAGAUGGCUAGCUAAGACAUGAAACUAACAGAGGUAUUCCAAAUACUCUACGGACCAUAAGAUCAACAAUAAACAGACUAUAUAACUUAAACUACAGUCAAGGAGGAGUAGAGUUUGUCAAUCUAGCUAGCAAAGACUUCGAUAGCAGAAGAUAACUUGAUUAACCGUGUUGCAGCUAAUCCUUAUGUAAAAGAGGAUAUACUUGAGAUGAUCAGAGACAUGGAUAAGUAGGACUAAGUUGACUCGCUCAAAUUAACAGUUGCACUCACCGAUAAAAAUAUAGGUUGGGAACAGCAGUUUGUUUAGGAUAAGACAAAAUAAAAAUAGGGAAUUUAAUAUGGGUAGGUGAGGUAUGAUUCUAUGAAGCCAGAGGAUUUGGAUCUAUCUAGCUCAAUACUCUCUGUUGAAGAAAGAUUAGAGGAAUAGGUAAAAGAGUUGCAGCAAUUAGUAGGAAGCUAAGAAAUCUAAAUUAAACAUCUGAAAAACUAAUUGGAAGCAUAUAGAAUAGACGAAAACAACAGCACUAGGUCGAAUCAAAGUAUAAAUGACAGAGAAUAAAAUGGCGUUAAUAAAUAUUCAGCAGGAGGUUCAUUCAAGGAUCAGAAGCUCAUUCACAAUCUAGAAAACAGACUAGUCAUGCUUGAGCAACGAAUACUACAGAUUCAAUCUUAAAAAGAGAUGGUUGAGGCAGAGCUUAGACUGAUGACAGUCAAGCAGCAAAAGUAGUAGUAAGAAUGGCAAAGAAAGUAUCAGGACUAAGAUGGAUAAAUUAGAUCUUUAACUCUUAGUCUGCAGAAGUAUAUAAGUGACAGUAACUUAAUGAAGGUAGACUUUUCAACUUUACAGCUAGCUCAUAGAGCUUAAGAUAAGAAGAAUCAAGAACUCAUUGAAGCUUUUAAUAAGGAGAGAGAAGAAUUGGAAAGGCUUAAAAGAGUAUUGAGGAAAACUAAUGAGAAUUUGGCUGAAUUGGAGUAUAUGAACGACUCAACUAAGAACUAGUAUAGAGAAGAAUCAGUUAGUGGAUUUAGGGGCUCCAGUUCAAAUUUAUUGACUCGCAAAAAUUCUAUAGCUCUAAGGUUAAGUUAAAGCAUAAGAGACGCUGAGAGUUAUCAAACUAUGGAGCUAGAUAAAACAAAAAACUAUAGAAGAAUUAUAAAAUUAGCCAAUAAGUAGCCUCACUAAUAUCAUAGUGUCGAACAACUUUGA
Molecule: messenger RNA, 2997 nt
Organism: Stylonychia lemnae
Lineage: Eukaryota; Ciliophora; Spirotrichea; Sporadotrichida; Oxytrichidae
Source: the annotation of a GenBank genome assembly